Molecule: messenger RNA, 1377 nt
Organism: Phanerochaete carnosa HHB-10118-sp
Lineage: Eukaryota; Fungi; Basidiomycota; Agaricomycetes; Polyporales; Phanerochaetaceae
Product: glycoside hydrolase family 27 protein
Exons: 13
Coding region: 116-1342 (408 amino acids)
Biological process (GO): carbohydrate metabolic process
Molecular function (GO): hydrolase activity, hydrolyzing O-glycosyl compounds
Source: RefSeq, a predicted model, not a curated record
UUUGGAUAUCUCUCCUCAGCAAGGAAACAUGCACCUUCUGACGUCUUUUGCACUACUCGUUUCCUUUUGGGCUACCGUCUUCGCGUUGGACAAUGGCCUCGCCGUCUCUCCGCAGAUGGGCUGGGAUACUUGGAACCAUUUUGGAUGCAACGUUGAUGAAGACACGAUAGUCAGCGCUGCGAAUGCUAUCGUCCAAAACAACUUGACGCAGUUCGGUUAUGAAUAUGUCAUUAUAGACGACUGCUGGCAAGCUCCUUCUCGAGACAACCAGACAGGUGCGCCAGUCGCCGAUCCCACCAAAUUCCCAAACGGCAUGGAAUAUCUCUCGAACAAGAUCCAUUCCAUGGGCUUGAAGUUUGGUAUCUAUAGCGAUGCUGGAACCCUUACUUGUGGUGGUCAUUUUGGAUCACUUGGUUAUGAAGAAAUCGAUGCCAAAACUUACGCUGAGUGGGGCGCCGACUAUCUCAAGUACGACAACUGCUAUAACGAAGGCCUUGCGGGGACGCCGCAUAUCUCACACGAACGAUAUGCGAACAUGUCAAGAGCUUUGAAUGUCACUGGACGCCCGAUUCUCUACUCCAUGUGCAGCUGGGGAGAAGACGGCCCAUGGAACUAUGCUCAGACAAUUGCGAACAGUUGGAGAAUAUCCGGCGACGUUAUGGACAGCUUCGACCGGUACGACGAGCGGUGCCCGUGUACGUCUGUGAUAGACUGCAAGCUCCCCGGGUUCCACUGCGCGGUGUCCAGAAUUAUCGACUUUGCUGCGCCGUUAGGUCAGAAAGCAGGACCGGGUCAUUGGAACGACUUGGACAUGCUCGAAGUUGGUAAUGGUGGCAUGUCUUUCGAAGAAUAUCGUACCCAUUUCUCGAUGUGGAGCAUUCUCAAGAGUCCAUUGAUCCUGGGUAAUGAUGUCACGAACAUGACUAAUGAGACUAUGACGAUCAUCACCAACACAGCUAUCAUCGCCAUCAACCAGGAUGCCGCAGGCUCUCCGGCGAAUCGCAUGUGGAAGAGAUCCAUCAGCCAAGGGGGCGAAACCUCACUGUGGGCCGGAGCCCUUGUUAACAACACGUUUGUGUUCGCACUGCUGAACACCUCUCCAGUCAACCAGACUGUUGAAAUUGACUUCGUAGACGUCUUCUUCGAUCAAGGUCCGGCCUACCAGACACAACCUUACGAGGUCUUUGACUUAUGGCAGAAGGAUGACUCGGGUAACUGGGGCAAAAACAUCGGUACUAUACAAGGCGGCAUGAACGUUACUAUCGGCAUACACCAAACUAUGGUAUGGAAGGCAGUGCCUGCCCCGCAGGCCAGUACGAAAAGGAACUACGCGGAACUGUAGGUCGUAGGCGGAUCAUUAUGUCGUAGCCACAGCAG